This is a messenger RNA of Sphaeroforma arctica JP610, 786 nucleotides long. RefSeq lists its product as hypothetical. Lineage: Eukaryota; Ichthyosporea; Ichthyophonida. Bases 1 to 786 code for a protein of 261 amino acids. The record is from RefSeq and is a predicted model, not a curated record. The transcript has a single exon.
AUGUAUCUCAUGUCCUCUAAACGUAGACGUCAGACCACAUAUAUCCAGUGGACCAUGAACAUUGGCGCAGCCUACUCCACAAGUGACGUUGCGAAGAUCCGGGAUAUCGUAAAGCCCGUGCUUCAGGUGACUCUGGGGUCCAGAGGCAUUUCAACGAUUGAUAGUGGCAUCUACAUGAUAUACAUUGGUAAGGUCAGAGACCUCAAGCACCUCUGUGUGACACUGCCAGCGAGCUGUUCUGAUGACGACGCAUCCACCGCCGAAUGGACGAACAUGGCGUCUCAUUCAAAGAUGCGGAUCUUAAAUAUGCCGUGUACAUUGCGUCGUCACUCGGCAGCGACAAGAUUUCCGAUGAACAAGCACCGUGAGAUUUUCUCCGUACCUGCCGCUAUGGCAAAGUCCCUGCUUGACGAGAUUGUCCAAACCUGUCGCCAGGUCUCGACUGGUGGACUCGUGGAGGAGCAGCGGCUGGCGGCUGAGUUGGAAAGAAUUAAAGAAGGUAUCAUCGUGGACAACAAGUUGCAUGAGAAGACGCGAGCCACGGAGGCCAAGGACGCCAGUCGGUUGGCCGAUAUGGCUGCGCGUGAAAACGAAAGUCUGCGUUCGGCCCUACGUGCUUCAGAAGAAGCACGUAAGGCUGCGGAGGAUGUACGCUUAGACCUGAGCCAGAGACUCGCAUCGUCACAAGAGCAGCUCUUUGAGCUUGCCAUGCCGGCCCCGGAAACUGGACCAGAGACUGAGGAUCAAAAUUUGACUUCAAAAAAUUGUUUCAAAAAUCCCUUUUAG